Linepithema humile (Argentine ant) is the source of this 1859-nucleotide messenger RNA. It is a transcript of the gene Traf6, whose product is annotated as TNF-receptor-associated factor 6. Gene Ontology annotation, molecular function: tumor necrosis factor receptor superfamily binding; ubiquitin protein ligase activity; metal ion binding. Lineage: Eukaryota; Metazoa; Arthropoda; Insecta; Hymenoptera; Formicidae. Gene Ontology annotation, biological process: protein K63-linked ubiquitination; tumor necrosis factor-mediated signaling pathway; lipopolysaccharide-mediated signaling pathway. The record is from RefSeq and is a predicted model, not a curated record.
AUUUUAUUUGAUUUUAUUCAUAUCCUUUUCAUACGAUAGAUUGUUACCUCCUGUAUCCCUAGUAAACCCGGUGAAUGCAGGGUGACUAAAAAAUAAGGAGACAUUUCAAAUUUCGCGCUAAUAGUCGAUAUUACAGAAUUCUCUACACACGUCUAGUGACCAGACGUAACAACACACUCUUACAAAAAUAUACCAUGUGUAGAUUACAAGAUUUCCUAAAUGUGUUGAUUAACUUGCAGUAGAUGGCAUAUACUUCAAUGUAAAAUGGCUACAGAAGUGGAUGAAAUGAUAGAGAUACUACUCGCAAGUGUUUUAUGAUUGCUUUUGUGAUGUUUUGUUAUUAAGUAUAUCAAAUUAAAUGUGAGGCUAUUACAUCUGAAAUAGAAAGAUAAAGAAGAUCAGAUCAACGUAAUAGGAAUUUCGUAAAUUGUAUGAAAUUGAAUUAGUGAAAAUUAAUGAAUCUUUAGAUAUUGUUAAUGAUUUAGGUAUUGUCAAUUCUUGCUUGGACUUUAUUAGCUCUCAUGCAAUAAUUUUUGUAAGUGUAAUGUAAUGUUCAUCUUAUAUAUGUAUAAAGUGACAAUCAGCUACAAAAUCUUCAGACAUUGCUCGAAGUUUGUAUAAUUAUGGAAGCAUCGAAUAACGCAACUGCGCCUGCUCAGAUCAUGAAGGAAAAUGAAACGAAUGGUGACAGUGUCGAAGAACACCUAGAGCCUAGAUUUGAAUGUCCCAUAUGCCUAACAUGGCUACGUGAUCCAAUUUUAACAUCCUGUGGACAUAAGUUCUGCUCACAAUGCAUCUAUGCUUGGCUUAAGAAAGAAGGUGCUUGUUGUCCAGUUGACAGUCGACCUUUGAAAUCUGAGAGUGAUCUCUUCAGAGAUCUUUACACUAAAAGAGAGAUAUCCCAGAAACUUACAACAUGUAUCUAUCAGCGAUUUGGUUGUCAAGUAGAAUUAUCUCCUGUGGAUAUGGAGACACAUACCGAUCAAUGUAUAUAUAGAAGAAAUCUUUCAGAAUCUCAAGUACCAAAUACCACUAAUGCAAUGUCCGCUGAAUCAAAAUUAUGGGAUCCACCUCCAAAGAAUGGGGCACAGAUUUCAAACAUGAAAGAACCAACUCCUGAUUGGCAAGAAUUGCUCAAAAACCUGUAUGAAAGGAUAGUAGUUUUGGAACAGGAAAAUCGAGAACUUUCUAUAACGGUAUCUAAUCAAAAGAAUCAGCUUGCAGCAAUGUGUCUCCGAAAUUGUAAUGGGGUUUACAUAUGGAGGCUAAAAUCUUUCCAAGAAAAACUCGUGGCUAUGAUUAAAGAGCCUUUAAAAAUGUUCUAUAGUCCGGGGUUUUAUACAAGUCCAAAUGGAUAUAAAAUCUGCGCUAGGAUCAAUGUAUCCUCUAAGGAUUCUGAUCAUCUAUCUCUUCUUUUGCAUAUUAUGAAAUCGGAGAAUGAUGAUGCUUUGGACUGGCCAUUUAAUGGCACGAUGUACUUUGUGUUAGUACAUCCGCAAGAUUCAGAAAAAAAUAUACGCACAGUAACAUCAUCCAAACCCGAUCUCGAAGCUUUCCGAAAACCAACAUGCGAAUUAAAUAGACGUAGUUUCGGUUAUACCGAAUUUGUACGCAUAUGCGAUGUAACCGAUUUUUUACAACAUAAUAGUUUAAUUUUCAGAAUAGAAGUUUGUGCACACGAUGGAUUUAAAAGACAUCCCUAAUAUGAGCAUUCUAUUUGUGUGUAUAUCGGAUUUAAAUAUAUUUUUAUAGUAACUGUAUAGAGAUAGUAUUAAAUAGUAAUACAAACUAAAACAAAAAAAGUUAAAUUUUAUUUAUAAAGAAUUUCUAUAUACAAAUUACUAGUUUUAUACACACAA